CGCAAACAACAGAAACUACAUCCUUACAUCGGUUACUGUAGUUUAAUGAAAUUCAACCUACCUACACAGUCAUUUCUGCAGACGAAGAAAACUGUACUCUUCACUACCAAAACAGGUAUUCCAGCUACAAUGGGAGCGACAGAAAGCAUAUUGGAUGAGAGUAACGAUUACAUAAACUGUACAGAUGAAAAUGGUUACAACAUUUCAUUGAGUAACACUGGUUGCAAAAGUGUCGUUUCAUCACAUCUCUCGCCGUCUUUAAACUCCGCAAUUUUCUUCCAUGUUAUAGAAUCUUUUCUAUUAUUCUUGCUUCUCAUUGGGAAUGUGACAAUUUGUUGGAUCAUUUUCUCCGAUGAAUACUUGAGAAACAAAGCUAAUGUGUUCGUUGCCGUACUUGCAAUGUCUGACCUCUGUUUCGGUUGCAUCACCGUUCCAUUCACAGUGGCUGGAUUCUUUACGACUUGGUACAGAAACAGUAUAUUGUGCAACUUUAGCGGUUUUGUGAAUACAGUGUUUCCAGUUGCUGCUAAUAUAACUCUUUGCUAUAUCAGCGUCGACAGACUAAUUUUUGUAAAGCGUCCAAUUCGGUACGCCAAAUUAUGCAAACCAAGUAUCACAGGAAUUGGUAUUCUCUCGAUUUUUGUACAAUCAGUGUUCCUGGCCGCGUCACCACUUUUUAAACUCGGCACCUAUUUUUACCAUCCAGCUCUCUACUACUGCAUCAUUGACGUUGCGUCAACACCGGGAUUCGCGUUCGCUUUUUUCGUUUUUGGAUAUUUCAUCCCGUCCACCAUAUUAUGUUUCUGUUACUAUCGUGUGUAUCGUGCUGCACGGAUUCAGAUUUUGAGGGUCCGAGCAGACGCGGUCAGCUACCAGGCGUCUGCUUCAAGACACGUCCUUCGUGGCGCAAAGCGUGGGUUUCAUCGCACCGCUCGAACGCUCAUUUUAAUGAUUUUACUGCAUAUUGUAUGCUGGACCCCAUCCAUUACCAUAUAUCUGAAACGGAUGGUAUCGCCUACUUAUAGCCCAUCUAAUACCACAGUGUAUCUAAGCUGGUUUUUAAUUUUAGUCAACAUGUCCCUAGAACCAUGGGUUUAUGGAAUGCACAAUAACAGGUUCCGACAAAUGGUGCGUCGCUUUUUGGCAGUAUGUCGCUGUUUGCCACACCCACGCGUAAUGCGUGCUUUCAAAAACAGAAAUAAAAAGUACCAAGUGAGUCCGUUUAUCUAACUACGUUAAAACACGGACGAGUUGUCGAGUACCUGUCCUUCUUUUUCAGGCAAUGGAGCCGAUAUCUGUUUAUCAAUUAUACAAUUGUUUAAUUACAGUAUUUAAUUAGUAAUUGAACUGCGAUGUGUAAGCACUUUUGGUGGUGCCAUGCAUCAAUAACUUCUGAUUUGAUAGAAAAACAGGAUGGUAAUUAAAUAACACUCAUAAGGGCGUAGGCUGGUUUCGGCCCCGGCGUUUGGGGGUAGGGGCGGGGAGGUGAGAAAUGUGGAACUAAAUCACAGAAUGUUGUGCUAAAUCCCUAUUGUUCAAAUUUAGGAGAGAGGAGGGUGUAAAAAUGUUUCAAAAAAAAAAAAAAAAAAAAAAAUAGGGAGGUUCGCCCCCGGGAAAAUUUUGAUUUCUAGAUGAGCUUUUCUGAGGUGUCUUUUUAAUGACUUUGAUUUUGUUCAAAACUCAAGGUGUUCCCCUCUUGAAAACGGUCAGAUAAACUUUCUCAUUCUUAUUACAGUAAAUAGGCCUAUUAUGUGUGCGUAUACAUAGGCCUACAUAAGAAAAAAUUGACUAUACAUACGUAUUCCUUUUGCUAAUCGAUGAACCCCAAAAGGAAAAGGGGUCCGGGGUCCUCCCACGGAAAAAUAUUCAUUCUUAAAUUGGAGGAAAUGAGACUUCCCGACUUCUAAUUUUCCCAUUGUAACAAAAAAAAUUCAGCUCAUCCUGAAAAGGUAGGUCUAGAAUUUUUUGGCAGAUCCGUCAAUGUUUUAACCCAUUUAGUGGAACUAUUAGCUGCCUGGUAGCGGUAGGGGGAGUGUUUAGGCCUACGGAUCCUUCAACCUACACCCAUGAUUCAUGGAAAUGAUGAUCAUUUGUUUUGUAAGAUACAGUUUGUAAAAAUAAUGUAUUAGUAACUGUAGCUUUAGUGAUUUGAUUCUUGCCUUUCAAUAUAAUUUUCUGUGUUUAACAUCUGUCAAGCUUUUAUGAAGUAUAAUUGGCUAUUCCACUGAGCAUCACCCAUUAGAUAGUGGUUGCAAAGGUCUCACAAAACGAGAGCGUGAACGUACGUAAAUACGUGCGUUUGUAUGCCUAGCAAGCGCGAAUUUCUAGUACUUUUCUGAUUUGUCAGUCGUUAAGACACUGCUGGAGUGUCCGUUUGCUGUAUAGGGAGAAUGUAGCUUGACACUAAAUGAAUUAUCCAGUAGAAAAAAAAAAUACUAAUAAAUUACC
Messenger RNA from Anneissia japonica, 2448 nucleotides. Its product is annotated as melatonin receptor type 1B-A-like. Gene Ontology annotation, molecular function: G protein-coupled receptor activity. The record is from RefSeq and is a predicted model, not a curated record. Gene Ontology annotation, biological process: G protein-coupled receptor signaling pathway. Gene Ontology annotation, cellular component: membrane. The transcript is spliced from 2 exons. The coding region runs from base 46 to 1230 and encodes 394 amino acids. NCBI's taxonomy places the organism in Eukaryota, Metazoa, Echinodermata, Crinoidea, Comatulida, Comatulidae.